GUGUGGUUUCUUUGCACCAGCAUAUCAACAUCAAUCGUGAGCGUUUGGAUUGGAUGGUUAAUAAUUAAGUAUUGGUAUUACUCUCCAUCAACAAGUUUCUGGGAAAUUUCAACCUUACUUCUUCUCUCCAUUGGAUGCCUAUUCGCCAUAAAUGCCUUCAUUAUGACGAUUAUGGGAGCUGUUUUCAAUUUGACAACAAACGAGCUCGCAAAUUGGAGACGAUAUGAGUACUUUGGAAAUGCGAAAACGGGAUUUAAGAACCCCUUCAAUAAGGGUGUUUGGAGCAAUAUUGUGGAAUUCUUUUACCCACGUUACUACGAAACAGAGCGGGAGCUUUGCAGAAAACGAGGAGCUGUUGAUGGAGAAUAUCAGUUUGUUGUUUGA
Molecule: messenger RNA, 384 nt
Organism: Rodentolepis nana
Lineage: Eukaryota; Metazoa; Platyhelminthes; Cestoda; Cyclophyllidea; Hymenolepididae
Source: the annotation of a GenBank genome assembly